This is a messenger RNA of Vigna radiata var. radiata (mung bean), 2565 nucleotides long. RefSeq lists its product as uncharacterized. The transcript has 10 exons. NCBI's taxonomy places the organism in Eukaryota, Viridiplantae, Streptophyta, Magnoliopsida, Fabales, Fabaceae. Bases 222 to 1913 code for a protein of 563 amino acids. The record is from RefSeq and is a predicted model, not a curated record.
AAAACAAAAAGGAAAAGACUGCAAAGCGUUUAACCUGGUAGGCUAGGCAAUAGCCAAGGCAACCCAACCCACGUGCUCUCUCUCUUUCUUUCUUGAUUCUAUUAGGAAAUCAAGUCAGAAACGGUGUCGUUUUCUCGUAACGUUACAUCGCGCUGCGUGCGGCUGCGGUGGUAAGAGAGAAAGAGAGAGAGAGGGUUGUGAUGCGGAAACUUUGAUCCCAAAUGCACCCGUACAAUCGGCUACCGAGCAGCGGGCACUCGACGCCGUCGCCGCCGCCGUCGCCGCUCCGGUCGCCGAGGCUCCGCCACGGGCGGUCCAAGACUGGGCGGUUCUCUCCAAACCGGGGGGGCGGUCGGACUGCAGCGCAGCGGCUCAGCUGGAUGUUUCUAUCCGUCCUGCUCCGACGACAGGGCGUUUUCCUCUUCGCUCCUCUCAUAUACAUCUCUGGCAUGCUGCUUUACAUGGGAACCGCUUCCUUCGACGUCGUUCCGGUCAUAAAGCACCGUCCCGCGCCCGGCUCUGUUUACCGUAGCCCUCAGCUGUACGCCAAGCUUCACCCCGAAAUGGAUUCUGACAAUUCCUCCGUCGAUGCGAUAUCAACAAUAUGGAAGACUCCCUACAAAGGUGGUGAGUGGAAACCAUGUGUGGACCAAUCUUCUGAAGUCCUACCUGAAUCAAAUGGAUACAUAUACGUGGAGGCUAAUGGUGGCUUAAAUCAGCAGAGGACAUCCGUAUGCAAUGCUGUUGCAGUGGCUGGCUAUCUCAAUGCUACGCUUGUAAUCCCCAACUUUCAUUAUCAUAGCAUAUGGAAAGACCCUAGCAAAUUCAGGGACAUUUAUGAUGAAGAAUUUUUUGUGAAUACCUUGAAAAAUGAUGUGCGGGUGGUUGACAAGAUUCCUGAAUACCUAAUGGAAAGAUUUGGCAGCAACAUGACAAACGUUCACAAUUUCAGGAUCAAGGCCUGGUCAUCUAUUCAGUAUUACAGAGAUGUGGUACUCCCUAAGUUACUUGAAGAGAAGGUUAUAAGGAUUUCACCAUUUGCAAAUAGAUUGUCAUUUGAUGCUCCUCCAGUUGUCCAGCGGCUUAGAUGCUUAGCAAAUUAUGAGGCUUUACGGUUUUCAAGUACCAUAUUGUCCAUAGGUGAAGCUUUGGUUGAAAGAAUGAGAAAACACAGUGCCAUUAAUGGUGGGAAAUAUGUAUCCGUACAUCUUCGUUUUGAAGAGGAUAUGGUUGCUUUCUCUUGUUGUGUUUUCGACGGUGGAAAACAGGAGAGAGAAGACAUGAUUGCAGCUAGAGAGAGAGGUUGGAAAGGGAAAUUUACAAAACCUGGACGAGUUAUACGUCCAGGAGCAAUCAGGAUCAAUGGGAAGUGUCCCCUUACCCCCUUAGAGGUUGGCCUUAUGCUGAGGGGAAUGGGUUUCACGAAGAACACUUCUAUCUUUUUAGCAUCUGGGAAAAUAUAUAAUUCGGAGAAAACUAUGGCCCCGCUACGCGAAAUGUUUCCUAAUUUACAUUCUAAGGAGACCCUGGCUUCUGAAGAGGAGCUUGCUCCCUUUAAGAGUUAUUCUUCCAGGAUGGCUGCUAUAGAUUACACUGUUUGUCUUCACAGUGAGGUGUUUGUCACAACUCAAGGGGGCAACUUCCCUCAUUUUUUGCUGGGUCACAGGAGAUACUUGUAUGGCGGACAUGCUAAGACAAUUAAACCUGAUAAGCGGAAGUUGGCAUUACUGUUUGAUAAUCCCAAUAUAGGAUGGAAAAGUCUUAAGCGACAACUGCUGAGCAUGAGGUCACAUAGUGAUUCGAAGGGAGUUGAACUCAAAAGACCAAAUGAUUCUAUAUACAGCUUUCCGUGCCCAGAUUGUAUGUGCCGUGCCAAUAAAACUGAUGAUUCAAGAUCUUCAUCGGCAACUUGAUAUACUCAGAAUUCGAUGGGUGUUUCCGCAACCUACAAUUUUGUGAGCAUGCCUUGCUGCUGACUGUAUUUCUGAUAUUGUGAUUGUUUCAUUUUUUUCCCCUUACCAUCUGGUGGGAGGGCAGACUCCAUUUUGGUGGGUCAAAGGAUUUUGUUGAACUUGGAUUGAAUUUCAAGGGAGUGGCAUCUUUUUUGUACAUGAUGUCAAUUGAGAAGAGAGAAUGGCAACCUUUCCUUUGAAGGAAUCUCACCCAGAACACUGACAGAGCUGUUUCGUAUAUGAAUGAGCACCUGCUGCUGUAUCGAACAAGUUUUAUAAAGAGCCAGAGGACAAACUCGUGUUCCUUCACACCCUGCCUGUACAUUACCUGGAGUACGAUAUUCAUGUGUCAAGGCUGUAGCAUGCUCUCUGUACAUUUAACUAAAUUCAGGGUGUACCGCCAUACUAUAUUAUUCUCCCGUUUUAGAUUUUUUUUCCCACUUUCUCACUUUGUUCCUGUUUUCAAUUUUGUAUUUUCUUUACCCUCAUAUUGAGGUUCCCAUUGUUAGCUAGUAGGUGUAUGGCUGGUUGUACGCAUUUGUUAUUCUUUUUCAUUGGUGCCCCCAUUGUUUUAGUGAUGAUACCAGUGAAUGUAAUUAGUUCACUAUUCAUA